Messenger RNA from Eleginops maclovinus (Patagonian blennie), 3649 nucleotides. RefSeq names its product lissencephaly-1 homolog A. Gene Ontology annotation, molecular function: microtubule plus-end binding; dynein complex binding. NCBI's taxonomy places the organism in Eukaryota, Metazoa, Chordata, Actinopteri, Perciformes, Eleginopidae. The record is from RefSeq and is a predicted model, not a curated record. The transcript has 11 exons. Gene Ontology annotation, cellular component: nuclear envelope; kinetochore; neuronal cell body. The coding region runs from base 450 to 1682 and encodes 410 amino acids. Gene Ontology annotation, biological process: retrograde axonal transport; vesicle transport along microtubule; nuclear migration.
UCUGAAGGCGAAUGCGGUAGCCUACGAAAAAACAAGCGAGGAGCGGCGGAGAGACAAGACGGGCACACUUUACCUCCACAUCACAAGAUCAUAUUUUGGAGCGGAAAUUUCACGCCCUGUCGGGUCGUGUUACCGUUAAAGACGGCUGAGGAUAUUCACAGGCAAGAACAAUAGGAUGCAGUGUAGAGUCGGCUGGUGACUGGUCUGCAGGCUCUCCACAUCUCUCGUCCCUGGAGUCAGCCAGUUGGGGGGCCGGUUCCUGCGUUCCCCCUUCUCUCAGUCUGAGUCUUUGUUUGGACAAAACCAACUGCCCGCCAUUGGAGUACGCAGCUCAUUAGCCCGUGUUGCUUGGAUCAGCUCAGCUCAUCUCCUGACUGAGGGGAGCAGCUGCACAACGCUCACCUUCUACCAACUGAUCCCUCCGGCCCCGCCCACACCGCCCCGUCACCAUGGUGCUGUCACAACGGCAACGAGAUGAACUAAAUCGGGCGAUAGCCGAUUACCUACGUUCCAAUGGAUAUGAGGAAGCAUAUUCCACUUUCAAGAAGGAGGCGGAAUUAGAUAAUAACGAGGAGUUGGAUAAGAAGUACGCCGGCCUUUUGGAAAAGAAAUGGACCUCAGUCAUCAGAUUACAAAAGAAGGUGAUGGAGCUUGAAUCCAAACUGAACGAAGCGAAGGAGGAGAUCACCCUCGGUGGGCCCGUCACUAUGAAGCGCGACCCCAAAGAGUGGAUCCCACGCCCGCCAGAGAGAUACACGCUGAGUGGCCACCGCAGUCCCGUCACCCGCGUCAUCUUCCACCCAGUCUUCAGUGUCAUCGUGUCUGCUUCUGAGGACGCAACAAUAAAGGUUUGGGACUACGAGACAGGAGACUUUGAGCGCACACUGAAGGGCCACACAGACUCGGUGCAGGACAUCUCUUUUGACCAGAACGGCAGACUGCUAGCCUCCUGCUCUGCAGACAUGACUAUCAAGCUGUGGGACUUCCAGGGCUUCGAGUGCAUCAGGACCAUGCAUGGACACGACCACAAUGUUUCGUCUGUAGCCAUUAUGCCCAAUGGAGAUCACAUCGUUUCUGCCUCGAGGGACAAAACCAUAAAAAUGUGGGAGGUGGCAACUGGCUACUGUGUGAAGACCUUCACAGGCCACAGGGAGUGGGUCCGCAUGGUGCGGCCCAACCAGGACGGCACACUGAUCGCCAGCUGCUCCAAUGACCAGACGGUGCGUGUGUGGGUCGUGGCCUCCAAAGACUGCAAGGCUGAGCUGCGGGAGCACGAGCAUGUGGUGGAGUGCAUCUCCUGGGCCCCCGAGAGCGCCUACCCCACCAUCCAGGAGGCCACAGGCUCCGAGACCAAGAAGAGUGGAAAGCCAGGCCCCUUCCUGCUGUCCGGCUCCAGAGACAAAACAAUCAAGAUGUGGGACGUUAGCAUCGGCAUGUGCCUUAUGACACUGGUUGGCCAUGAUAACUGGGUGCGUGGUAUCCUCUUCCACCCUGGAGGCAAGUUCAUUGUGACCUGUGCAGAUGAUAAGACCUUAAGGAUCUGGGACUACAAGAACAAGCGCUGCAUGAAAACCCUGGGUGCCCACGAACACUUUGUUACCUCUCUGGAUUUCCACAAGACUGCUCCCUACGUGGUCACUGGGAGUGUAGAUCAAACAGUAAAGGUGUGGGAGUGUCGCUGAUUUGGACCUUGGAGGAUUGGACCAACACCCCCAAUUUCCCAGGAGCUCCUCUGGAUCCCACCUCUCCUCCUGCCAUCCCACCUCCUCUCUCAUCCAACCUCCCCCUCCCCCCUCACCUAACCCGCACAUCAUCUCCUCCGGCUGCACUUACACCAUGGUUAUUUACCCUUCGCGCUCUCUGGUCCAAUAACUAUUGUCCUUCUAUGUAAAUUAUUCCUGGAUGUAGAUCGAGCUAUUAAAUGUUACACAAAAAAGUAUUCUUGCAUGGUAAUCCAAAAUUGUAUACUGUAAAUUUACAUAACGUCUAGAAGUACCAUAGGUUUACCACGAGGCUGGCCGUCGGUCACGCAGCCUUACCGACCAACCGAAGGCAGAUGUUUUUCGACUGGGUGUAAAAUGUAGGGCACUAAAAACCGAUAAUUUAAGAAAUGACAGUGUCUUUAUGUGUAAGAUUUAUUUUUUGUCUAUUUUUUUAUUUAGGAUUUUUGUUCUGUUAUUUCUCUCCUUCACUGUUGUAGUCUGUUGGUGCCUAGCUUGGUGAAACCUCGGAAAGACGAGGCUGGAAAAGGCAUAUAUGAUGCGAUAGGAUGCGAUUGUCUGUGGGGCUUUGUUAUUGAAAUAAUCUGUAGCUUUAUAACAUCACUUCUCAAGUGUGCAUACCAUUUCUCUUCAUGUGGAACUAGGUAAUAUUUUAAUGGCUGUAUAUACGAAUGUUUCAAACUUUUGUCCUUGGACCUCGGGGGCUUUAAAAAAGCUUUGUACUCUUGUCAGGGUGGCAAACAAACCACUGCUAGGCUUUAGAUAAAUUAUCCCAUUUAAUGAAUCUGCAGCGAAGUAAAAAGUGGCUUUGUGAAUAACCGCACUUAGUUUUCACAGUAAGCCCGACGUAGAGAGCAGGUUUGUUUGUGUUGUGCUGUCGGUGUCACAGCAUCACCUGAAGAGUUAAGAGAUUACUCCGGAUUAAUCUCCAGCACUUGAUAAAGACCUACAGAUCUCCUGUGACCUUGCAUGUGAGACUUUUGUUGAACUGAAGCCUCUGGCCACUCCCAGUCCCCUGAGCCCCUACGUCUCAGCAGGGUUCGAUGUAUCAUAGGAAUUAUGUAAAGUCAGAAGAUGGUGAGUUGUCCCAAGGCACCUGAAGCCUACAAACAGAAGCCUUUUGUAAAGUAAACCCGCUAAAGAGGAAACCUGAAGGCAUGACGAGGAGUCAAAGUGAGCCCCCUGGGUUAGAUAUCUGGGAUGUGCAAAGAUCUCUAAUUUCUGAGGGGGAAAGAUAUGUUCUGCAUAACAACAAUUAAAAUGGUUUUGAGUAAAAAAAAAGAAAAAAAAAAGUCAGUUUUCUGUGAAAAUAUGAAAUGUAAAUUUAGCUUGUUAUUAGGAUUUGGCAAUUUUGUAUUAUCGCACUAAAGGAUGAACUGGAUGGGAAUUUAGGUUUAGUGAGGAAACGCUAGCAGACAUGCUUAGUGAUAUGUGGAUGCUGUGUUUGUCUGUAGAGCGGUCUGAUGCGCCAUUGUUGGGAACAACUCCUGGCUGGUUAAAAAGGCAGCAGAAGCUCCUGCAUAUCGAGGAAAUGCUUAAAGCCUGAGCAGCUAGGAUCUCUGCAGACAAACCCAUCUCACAUGUAUGCAAACGUUGUCCAAGUGGCUUUCCUUCAAAUGUUCAGCUUUUGAUCUUUGUGGAGCUGUAACUAAAAAGACUGGAAGAUAACCGAACCAGUCCAAGCUGUAGAAAAAAAUCAUUCCACUCUCCUCGGAGGAUGAAAAAUGAAACAUCUUGCUUCUAACUGUAGCUGACAAGGUGGUUCAUUAAUCUUGCACAUCCCUGUUUUCACUAAAUCGUUGCUCCUUUAAUGAUGAUCAAAGACAACAAUGACAUUUAAUGAUGUUGAUAAAUGCAUAAACGUUUAAUUUCUGAUUAGCCCUUUCAUUCCAAUGCAGUUCUUGGCUAAUAAAGAAUCCACUGCUUAA